This is a messenger RNA of Plasmodium knowlesi strain H, 1935 nucleotides long. Its product is annotated as kelch domain-containing protein, putative. Gene Ontology annotation, molecular function: protein binding. Gene Ontology annotation, cellular component: Golgi apparatus. The record is from RefSeq and is a predicted model, not a curated record. Lineage: Eukaryota; Apicomplexa; Aconoidasida; Haemosporida; Plasmodiidae. The transcript has a single exon. Bases 1 to 1935 code for a protein of 644 amino acids.
AUGAAUCUCCCCCCGGGGAAAGCCAACCCGAAGAGCAAAGAAGUCGCGCCCAGCGCAUACCCAAGGGUCAACAAAGAGUGCCCAAGUAUGCGAUCCGGAAAAAACGAAAGCAGGAAAGUGUUGACAUGGAACAAAUUAAAUGGGCCACCAAAUAGCGCAAAGACAAAUUAUAAGAAGAUUGAUGAAAAGAAUUCGGCUCAUACAAAUGGGGAGGCAUCACAAAAUAGUAUGGGUUAUUGGAAUGAGGAGAAAAAUGUGUGCCUUCCCAGACGCACGGGAGCUGCAUCUGUAUUGUAUAAAAACCAGAUAUACAUAUUUGGGGGGUAUAAAUCUGAAAGGAGACUGAACGAUUUUUACAAAUACAAUAUUGCAGAAAAUGAGUGGAUCAAAAUAGAAUCCCUAAAUGGGCCAUCAAGGAGGGAAAAUAAUCCUGCGUUUUUAUUUAAAGAUAAAAUGUAUAUACUUGGGGGAUACCAAGGGAAUGAAAUUUGGUUGAAUGAUUUUUAUGCGUACGAUUUUGGGAGAGAAAAGUGGCAAGUUGUUAAUGUGAAGAAGGAGAGCAUGAGGUUUGCGCCGCCAUCGCUAUUUGGCUUCGCUUUAUCUGUGGAUGAAGUUAAAGGAAUCCUCUACCUAUUUGGAGGGUAUGACGGUAAAUCGGUACACAACAAAAUGUAUGCAUUUGAUUUGGAGGAAGAAAAAUGGAUUCAGACAAAACAAAGUGGUGAAAUACCAAGUCCAAGAUCCUGUGCCAUUGGACAUAUUUCCGAUGGUUAUUUCUACAUUUUUGGCGGAUACAAUGGGGAGUAUGGAUUAGACAUUUUUUAUCAGUAUCAUUUGGAGACAGGCAUUUGGACGGAGAUGAAAUAUAACAUGAUUGAAGGGAGCGAAUUCGGUUCAACGUCUGUAGAGGAGGGAUACGAAAGUGAUGAGGUCCAACUGUUGGGCGAUUCACGAGUUGGUAGAAUUCCACAACAGAAGAGAAAAUGUCAAACGCAAGUAUCUCCUAACAAUACAGCAAUUCCAGUGGCUAGAUAUUUUAUGGGAUCAUUUAUUCAUAAUAAAUGUAUAUACAUUUUGGGAGGGUAUAAUGGCCUAAGGUGUGAAAGGCUCAAUGAUCUAUACAAAUUUGAUUUGCACAAACGCAUAUGGUUUAAAAUACACACUUGUAAUAAUUUCAGUAGCAGGAGCAGCAUGAAUACUCAUUUUUAUAAAAACGUAAUUUAUUGUAUUGCAGGAUUUGAUGGAAAAAAUUCCCUCAGCGAUGUGUACGCUUUGAAGUUGGAAGAUGUCCACAUCGAACCCUCUUGCCUUAUGGAAUACUACAGAAUGAUGGUAAAUAAUUACCGAUACGCAGAUGUAAUUUUUCUAGUGCAGAAUAAAUACAUCUAUGGUUGUUCUUCCAUUUUGUUGUCCAGAUGCCCUGCCUUUAAGACACUCCUGAAUUUAUUUACAUCCAGCGGGGCAUCGUCAUCAAGCGAAAUGUCACCCGCGGAAAUGGAACACUACAGGGUAGCGAAGAAUUUGCCAGGAAUGAAUGAUGGAACAGAGAAAGGGGAGAAAAUAAAAAAUCUUAGAGUCAUCCCAAUUCAUGAUAUAGACCAUGAUAUCUUUCUAAUAAUUGUAAAUUAUCUAUACACGGAUGAGCUCUCUAUGUCUUACUCCCUUGACACUUACGUACUCAUCGUCUUGGCUUCCUACAGGUACAGUAUUUUCAGACUAAUGCAGUUGUGUGAACGUGCCAUUAGCCAUCAUAUAAAUGAGUCGAAUGUCAUGGACAUUCUCAUUCUGAGCUACAGAAUUUGCUGUAAACAGCUAUGCACCGCUUGCAUUGAUUUUAUAAUUAAUAAUAAGUUGUUGGACGAGGCAAAGAUUAACCGACUCACCUUGGAACCCUAUUUACUGGGCGAGAUCUAUAAGAAGUGGAUCUUCAACUGA